AUGCAUGAAGAUUCUUCGACGCAGUACCGUUUCAUGAGAUCUCAGCAUGGUCUUUUGGGGGUGGGACCUUUGGCUGGGAUAGCCUUAGGAAAGUCGGGGUUGACUGGGUGGGAUGGGAUGGGCUCUUGUGUUGUGCUCAUGUUCGAAGGUUGGGAGUGCAGUGUGUGUGGAGGAGAUCACGUCUUGGGAUUUACCAGUUUAGCUGGGACAAUCACAUCUUUUCUCGUCAGACCGUUGAUCGAUCUCCAUGCCUGCAUGUCCUCCCUUAAACAAGAAAAGUCGGCUGGCCCAACGAAUCCCGGUACGGAUGUGAAGGAAAGACUCUUACAAUGGGGUUGGUUUACAUAUUUAUCAAUACAUCGUCAACAAGCUUAUUCAGAGAUAAAUCCUAAUUACCCAGAGGAUUCAAAGAAGUCCAAGAUCUUGGAUAGCGGAAGCUUUGACGAUGAUGAUGUUUAUACAGUCAAUGCAGCGGAGAAUUCUCCAUAUCCACUGGCAGAGAUUCGAGCCGCAGUCAAAAACUAUGAUGAAGAUGUACCCGCAAACAACAUUCGUACAUGGAUAAUCGGGAUGUUAAUUGUCGUCUUCGGAGCAUCGAUGAACACACUCUCUUUACUUCGAUCCCCUUCAAUCAGUCUCGGUUCUUUGAUUGCUCAAAUUAUUACUUGGUCUCUAGUUCAUGUCAUGGAUGGACUAAAGACUAAAGUCAUGCCCAAGAGUCCAUUUCAACACGAUUGGUUUGAAAUUGAAAUGGUCGUUGAAUCCUGCACCGUACAAUAUCAAGGAGCAUUCCAUCAUUGUCGUCAUGUGCGGCUGUCCCGCAGCUACAGUAUGAUCUGGCCUGCCAAUCUCGUCAGCGUCACCCUCAUGAAUGCUAUGUAUAAGAAUAACGAAAAGUCUGAUCCAAUAGUCUUUGUGGGUAAGAUUCAUCGUUAUAGAUGGUUUGCAUAUGUUAAAGUUACUGCCGGUGCUUUCUAUUGGGACUUUGUUCCUGGGUUUCUCGCUCAAUUCCUCUCGGUCUUUACAUUCGCAACCUUGAUUGCUCCUAAUAAUGUUGUCGUCAAUCAAUUAUUCGGUGGUUCGACGGUCUUUCGUUCAUUCCAUUGA
Molecule: messenger RNA, 1107 nt
Organism: Sclerotinia borealis F-4128
Lineage: Eukaryota; Fungi; Ascomycota; Leotiomycetes; Helotiales; Sclerotiniaceae
Source: the annotation of a GenBank genome assembly